AUGGCGUACUUGGACUUGCCCAUUGAUAUCCCAAAGACAGUUCCACCGAAUGCAAAGGUUUAUAAAGAUGAUUGCAUCUACUCCUACGACACCCCGGAGAAUAACAGCAAUGGGAUAGACGUGGACUUGAAAACGUACAAGUCGUACUCGAGGAACGCAGAUGUCAACUAUACACGGCAAAACUAUGAGAGAACCGGCAACAAGUUGUAUUUGAACAUCAACAAGACCCUCAAGCCUCAGGAUGAGAUCAACAAGCUUCUAUACGACGAGCAAGGAGAGAAAAACUCCAAAAUACAAAAGUUGGAGAUUAAGGAUGUCAGGGAUGACGAUUACUAUGUGACGAACAUAGGCAUCUACGACGUGAGUCAGGACAAGAUGUACCUGAGAGACGAGGUGUCCAAGGAGUUUAAUCUGCUCAUAGAGCAAAUAUUAGAAUCCAACUCUUCUAAUAAAAACGAGGAGAUCAAGCAGUGGGAGCAAGAGAUUGUUCCUUGUCCGCACUCGAUCGACUUGCAUCCUUCACCAAAACCAGAAUUUUUGGACUUGACGAAAUGCAAACAGUGUGACUUGAAAGAAAACCUAUGGAUUUGUCUCCAUUGCGGAACUUUGGGUUGCGGACGACUGCAAUUUGGCUCGUCACUCACGGGAAACGGACAUGCGUUGCAGCACUACGAACUGAACUCGGACCAUCCAGUCGCGUUGAAAUUGGGCUCUUUGUCCAAUGACGCUGACAGCUGCGAUGCGUACUGCUACCAGUGCAACGAGGAAGUGAAAGUUCCAGACUUGGCAUUGAAAAUCAAGGUGUUUGGGAUCGACUUGAGCACCGCUCAAAAGACUGAAAAGUCGUUGGUGGAGCUAAAUAUCGACCAGAACUUGAAUUGGGAUUUCAAGUUGGAAGGAGCUGGUGGCGCACACUUGCCUCCAGUCUACGGGAAAGGCUUGACCGGAAUGCAAAAUCUAGGCAAUUCGUGCUACAUGAAUUCCGUGUUGCAGUCGCUAUUCGAUUUAAACCAGUACUCGCAUUUUUUCAAAAACCAAGCAUUUGAUCUCGCAGUAGAUCCCACUGAGGAUCUCAGAAGCCAGCUUAUUAAGCUCUAUGACGGCAUCUACAGCGGCAGGUAUUCAGUGCCAGGGUCACUCAAGGGGGACGAUUACCAAUUGGGUAUCAAACCUUUUGCAUUUAAACUGCUCAUAGGAAAGAACCACGAGGAGUUCAAAACCCAGAGACAGCAAGAUGCUUUUGAGUUUUUGCAGUAUUUACUCGGCAAGGAGGAUUCCGAAUUUGGACUAGAGCUAAACAAGGCUUUCAAGUUUCUAUUUGCGUCGAAAGUGAUUUGCGCAAACUGCAAACAUGGAUCAAUCAAGGAUGAGUUGUUGGAUAGCAUCUCGGUGCCAAUUAUUGAACCGCAGCAAGCAAAAGAUGGCCAAAAGGAACAAGAAGAAAAGACAAGUAUCGCCAAGAGUCUCCAACUGCUCACUGCAAGGGAAAACAUUGAAGGAUACCAGUGUGAUGAUUGUCACGCCGAGCCAGGUCUUGCGUGGAAGACGUUGGGGUUUUUCAACUUUCCAGAAUAUUUAAUUUUAAAUGUUCAAAGGAUCAAGUUGGAAAACUGGACGCCUAAAAAAGUCGAUACUGCUGUCGAAAUACCGUUUGACUUGGACUUGUCAAAGUUUGGCGCGCCAAGCUUUGUUGACGAUGAGGUUCAAACGGCAACGCCUGCCUCGUCGCAAAAGCCCGGCAAUACUUUUGAAGCCAACCAAGAGGCGUUGAAUACAUUACUAGCCAUGGGAUUCCCCGAGCCGAGGUGCAUCAAGGCUCUUCAUGCAACAGGGAACAGUAGCGCAGAGGACGCCAUGAACUGGCUUUUUGCCCACAUGGAUGAUCCCGACAUUGAUGCACCUCUAUUGGAUUUGAGUCUGCCUCAGCCUCUGCUGGCUCCUAAAGUAUCAGACGAAGCAGUGGCAACGCUUGCCUCGAUGGGAUUCUCGUCGAAAUUGGCUGCAAAGGCUCUUCACGUGACCGGCGGCGACCCCAAUGCAGCUGUAGAGUGGUUGUUUGCCAAUCCUGACGAUGACGGUGAGAUAGCCGCGGAUUCUUCCAAGCCUGCGGUUGACGUCAAAAAGGAAGAGCAAGAGCUAGCCGAAGCAUUGAGAACGAAGCCUGGUCUGGAUUCAAAGUAUGCUUUAAAAUCUGUCAUCUGCCACAAGGGCACUUCGCCACAUACGGGCCAUUACGUUGUGUUUAUCAAAAAAUUGAUUGACAACGAGUGGAAAUGGGUACAGUUCAACGACGAGAAAGUUGUUCUUUGUGAUGAAAGCAAUCUUUCCGAGAUUGAGAAAACAGGGUAUGUCUACAUUUUCGAAAAGGUCCAUUGA
Lodderomyces beijingensis is the source of this 2376-nucleotide messenger RNA. The record is from the annotation of a GenBank genome assembly. Lineage: Eukaryota; Fungi; Ascomycota; Pichiomycetes; Serinales; Debaryomycetaceae.